Molecule: messenger RNA, 1371 nt
Organism: Aspergillus puulaauensis
Lineage: Eukaryota; Fungi; Ascomycota; Eurotiomycetes; Eurotiales; Aspergillaceae
Exons: 1
Coding region: 1-1371 (456 amino acids)
Source: RefSeq, a predicted model, not a curated record
AUGGCCUGGUCCCAAGUCUCGGCGACCCGCUGGGAACGAGCUCUAACCGGGAUGGAAGAGUACUUCGUCUUCAUCGGCGACAUCACCGCAGCGCAGUACGACGGCCGCCAGCAAUACACCGUCUGCUCCAAGGUAAAAGUCGACCUCAACAUCCCCAACCCCGAAUCCGCCCUUCGACACGCCUGGAAACAAGUCCGGCACGAAGAGCCAGAUAUCGCAACAACCCUUGAGCCAGGCAAGAAGGUCUACGAUGUCCUCAACGACGCCGAGAUCGAGGAGAACUGGCUCGCUUCGACUUUCAUUGUUGAUUACACCCACGACGGCGAAGAACUGUACCGGCUCGGCCGCAAAUCGAAGCCCGCGACGCUGUACUACCUCCCGAAAUCGUCGGAGCUUGUCCUCCACGCUCACCAUGCCACCAUUGACGGUAUCGGCAUGAUCAUGUUCUGGCACCGCUUCUUCCGCGCUGUAUCGAGUCCAAACCACAACAUCACUUUCGGUGCCGAGCACGUCCGUCUCGCGCCUUCACUAGACAUUGUCCUACCACCAGGCUCAGGUUUAGACAACCCAACCCCUGAACAGAAAGAGAAAGGAACAGCCCUACUGAUGAAAUACAUCCACAAUCUCCCCGCCAUCGGGCUCCCCUCCAAACUCGGCAAAGUACCCGCCGGCGCAUGCCAGGCAAUGGAGUACAUCUUCGACGAGCACACCACGGCGGCGCUAAUCAGGGCUUGUAAAGCGCGCGGGCUCACAGUGACUUCUGCCGUGCAUGCUGCUUACAUUGCCAUUCUGCGCGAAUACGCGGACCCGCAGGAGUCGAACACGGAGCGGUAUACAUCGCCGACGGAGUUUAAUCUGCGCGGAUUCCUGGAGCAGCCGUAUUGCGGUGUUGCGGCGGCGAAUUAUUAUAUCACGUUUCCGUUUACGAUGGAUUUGGGGAAGCUACCAGGUGAUGGCGGUGGUGGUGGGUUUGAGGAGACUUGUGCAGUGCUGAAUAGGUACUACCGCUCGACGCUUCAAGAGAAUCCAGAGAUUCUGGAACUCCAGGGGUGCUUCACGCGUGCGCUUGAGCAGUGCGUGAAGACGCCGGAGUACCAGCAGGCGCCGAUUCCGACGGAUGCGUUGGUUAGUAGUCUUGGGGUUGUGGAGAAGCAUCUGCAGAGGUCUUAUGGAGAUGAAGAGGAGGUGGUUGUUAGGGAUUGGAAGCUUGCCUGUGAUGUUAUUCUUGGGAUGUCCGCGUUUCAUAUCUAUACGUUUCGCGGGACGCUGAGGCUUGUGUAUCAGUUUAAUGAGGCGUAUCAGGAUCCGAAGGAUAUCAGGAUGUAUUUGGAGGGCGUUGAUCGGGUUUUGAAGAGGGAGUUGUUGACUUAG